Messenger RNA from Cygnus olor (mute swan), 1677 nucleotides. Its product is annotated as caspase-7-like. The record is from RefSeq and is a predicted model, not a curated record. Gene Ontology annotation, biological process: proteolysis. Gene Ontology annotation, molecular function: cysteine-type endopeptidase activity. The coding region runs from base 823 to 1677 and encodes 284 amino acids. The transcript has 4 exons. NCBI's taxonomy places the organism in Eukaryota, Metazoa, Chordata, Aves, Anseriformes, Anatidae.
AGCAGAGACAUCCCUGCUCUCCAAACCUCUUAGCUCAGAUCCCCCCAGCUGGGUGGCAGAGAGCAAGGACAGUGGUGGGCUCUCAGGGCUUCCCACCAGCCUGGGCAAGCUGGGGAAGGAGAGAGCUGUGCUCCUAAGGAGGGGGCCAAACCCCAUCGCUAGGGGCUGUCCUGCACCAGCACGGCCUGCUUACAGGGACAAUAAAAUAACGGGGCACCACAAAUGGGUGCCCCCAGCGCGUGGUGCCCAGCUGGCGAGUGCCUCCCAGUGCCAGCAGGGUUAGCUAGAGCCGUGCCGGCUGAGCAGCCCGGCUUCGUGGGCUUCAUCCCGCAGUUAAAGUCCUGCUGGGAGCCCACGGGGGAGCUGGAGGGGGCAGUUUUCCGGCAGCCUGCUAGGGAGCAGGAACCAGACGGAUUUGGGGGGACUGGUGUGAGGGCAAAGUGACCGCCACGUGGGAAAAGCAGGGGAAGGAGUUCCCACACCACAGGGACUUCUCUCCAGCCCUCUUUUCCCCAUCCCAUGCAGGGAGGUGCAGGUGAACAUCCCCCUGCCCUUGCCAAUGACCCCCUUGGACCAAAAUCCUCUUUUUUUUUUUUUUUUUCCCCCUCCCUGCGUGGCACAGGCUGAACAGUGCUCACCAAGCCCAGUGGCAAACUGUGGCCAUCUCCUGCCCCAGUGACUCAUGCCCAGGUGACAUCUGGCAGGUGACAGGGCACUGCUCCUGCCUUGCCCUCCUCCUUCAGCCCAUGCUGGUGCUGAGUCGAAGGAGCACUCGGGGCUCACCGCCAGCCUGAGCUCCCCGCUGGGGCUGUGGGGGUUUAGAUGCCACUAACGUGCCCGAGGGGACGCCCCAGCAUGGCGCAGGCAAGGCAAAGCCGGGCUCUCAUCAUCGUCAACACCGAUUUCUGCAGCAGUGCCAGCGAUGAGGCGCUCGGGGCCCGGAGAGGAGCCAAGAGGGAAGCAGAGAAGCUUUCGAACGCGCUCUCAGAACUCAACUACGAGGUGAAGCUGAUGCACAACAGGACGGCCAAAGAGAUGGAAGACCUUUACCAGCAAGAGUGCAGCUGCGAGCAUGGGGAUUUCUUCGUGAGCAUCAUCUCCAGCCACGGGGAGGAGGGGGCCGUAUUCGGCUCUGACUGCAAGCCUCUUAAGCUGACCCGGAUCUUCCGGAUUUUGUCACCGCAGAAUUGCCCGGUGCUCGCUGAAAGACCUAAAGUCUUCUUUAUCCAGGCCUGCCGGGGGGGCACGCUGGACCAGGGGGUGUUUUUGGAGACUGACGGCGGGCAGCCGGAGCCAUGCAGCUUCUCGGAGUACCUCCGCAUCCCUCCCAACACCGCCGUCAUGUUUGCCUGCAGCCCGGGCUACGGGGCCUUCCUGAACCCCUCGGGAUCCAGUUUCCUGCAGGCGCUGCUCAGGGCGCUGGACGGGGAGGAGCGGAGCCUGGCCCUCAGCCGCCUGGCCACCCGGCUUAACGGAGACGUGGCCCUUCACUUCCAGGCUCGGGGCACCUACGAGGGCUGCAAGCAGAUGCCCUGCUUCGUCACCAACCUGCCAUGGGAGGUCUUCCCCUUCUCGGCCAUGUCCGAGAGCCACUGGCUCCUUCCCAGCCUGGCUGCGCAGGGAGGGCCGGAGGAGGAAGAGCGGCGGCCUGGCUGCAAGAAGUCCCUGGCUACAUAG